AUGGGGGCGUGGGCGCGGUGCGCCAACUGUUUGAGCAAAAACUUCUUCACUCCGCCCCCAGCUAACUUCCUGGAUAGGGAGCGCCUGCUGGAUGAGGUUCCUGAUGCAGCCUUCCCAUCCUUUCCCUCAGACAACAACUUUUUGGCUCUUCCAACUCCUGCCCCGAGUGAUCUCCUCCUUCCGAGUGGUCUCCAGGGCAGCUCGACAAGCACGCUCUGUCGAUCCUACCAGAGCUGCUCCUUCCUCAGCUCGCCGCUCCCGGUCACCCCCGGAGACUCAGACUCAGAUGAUCAACCCCUGAUAUUCUGCCGAAGGCGUACGCAACCAACCUCAGACCUGGGAGUAGGAGGUGCUGGUAGCUCAUCCGCUAAUCCAGUCUCCCGAUCUCCCAUUCUUCCUGCGUCGGCUCCCAGUUCUCCAACUGCUGAGGAUCCUCUUGCUCCACAAGUUCAGAAGCAAGCUGCACCUUCUUCCCUACCGACUCAUUCAGCCGAGCCCGUCCCUACUCCACAAGCGCCAGGUGACGUGGCAGGUCCUUCAGCUACACCCCCGCCCAGUGAAUCAAGACCGGAGUCAUCUCAUUCGGCCCCUCCAGAUCCUCCUGAACCAACAACACCUUCUCAGCAACCGCCUGGCCCUUCCUCCCACCAUUAUUAUUCCACCACCCCCUCUGAUUCAGGGCUGAUGCGACAAUCGGAUGCCCCCACCAGCUGCCUUUUUAUGAGAGGGUGA
Messenger RNA from Zingiber officinale, 732 nucleotides. RefSeq names its product vegetative cell wall protein gp1-like. The record is from RefSeq and is a predicted model, not a curated record. NCBI's taxonomy places the organism in Eukaryota, Viridiplantae, Streptophyta, Magnoliopsida, Zingiberales, Zingiberaceae. The transcript has 2 exons. The coding region runs from base 1 to 732 and encodes 243 amino acids.